This is a messenger RNA of Hylaeus volcanicus, 4578 nucleotides long. RefSeq names its product nuclear RNA export factor 1-like. The coding region runs from base 69 to 1973 and encodes 634 amino acids. Gene Ontology annotation, biological process: poly(A)+ mRNA export from nucleus. Lineage: Eukaryota; Metazoa; Arthropoda; Insecta; Hymenoptera; Colletidae. The record is from RefSeq and is a predicted model, not a curated record. Gene Ontology annotation, cellular component: cytoplasm; nucleus. The transcript has 10 exons. Gene Ontology annotation, molecular function: protein binding; RNA binding.
AACCUACAAAAAUUUGGCAAUGGUAGUUGCGUGUUUCUUGUGAUUGAAUAUUGCCCGUUUUAAAGAAAAUGUCGAGAAAAGCGCAUAAGUCCGCAUGGGUUGGUCGUGGUGGAAGACAACCGGACGACAAACACUAUUAUGGUCACGAUGUUCGUGUACAAAGAAACCACGAUGGCUUGUAUCACGGAAGUAGGCCUAAGGUUACAUUCAAGCAAACUUCUUCGAGACCGUUACGAAGAAGCUUACGGAUGGCAUGUUUGGACGACGACGUUCAAAUGGCAUCGAGUUCCAAUAACAAUAGCGGAGAUUUUAUCAUCAGUAGAAGGGAGUGGGGUGGUCAACGUGGAAGAGUCAGUCCACUGCCUAUGAGAGCAUUUAGAGGAGGAAAGAUUCCUUCUAAAAUUAGGCAAAUUAUCACUGGAGAAGCUACUUGUUAUAAAAUUGUUAUACCACAAGGGCAUAAAUUCGAAAAGGAUUACAUAAUAAAUAACCUUCUUAGCUAUAUCGCGCCAACUACUUUUAUUCCAAUAAUGUAUAGGAUAGGUGGUAACGAAUCCAGUUUCUAUAUAGACGAUCAAAGAGUAGCAUUAGAUCUAAGUAGGUCUAAUCACAAAAUUACAACCAUGUAUGGGUUUAAGUUACAUGUGAAUGUCAUGCAACCUGGAUAUCCAUACUGUGAAAUAGACAACAAACUGAAAGAAAGACUAAAACAAGCCAUGGCUAAAAGAUAUGUAAACGAGACAAAUGCAUUGGAUUUGUCCAAAUUCCAUCUAGACCCUGAUCUCGUCGCUGACUAUUUCUAUACACUGUCCCGACCUUUAAUGCUAAAAACAGUAUUGGACAUCGUGUCAGAUUGCAUACCGAAUUUGGAGGCGCUAAAUUUAGACGCAAAUAAAUUGCAGAUGCUUACAAAGCUAAAUAUUUUGAGUAAAAAGUUCCCGAAAUUAAAGAUACUUUACAUCGGUGAUAAUAAGAUAAAAGACAUUUACCAACUAGACAGUCUCAAAGAAUUACAACUGGAGGAGCUGAAGCUGACAGGAAAUCCCGUUUGCAACAAGUAUGAAUUCCGACAAAAUGACUACAUUAGCGACGUGAGGAAACGAUUUCCAAAACUCUUACGGCUGGAUGGUACGGAUCUUCCAAAACCUAUCAUAUUCGACGUAGCGGAUGAUGGAAACAAAAUGCCACCCCCUCAGAGGAUGUUCGUGACAAAUGCAAAAAUACAAGGAGUUGCUAGUCAAUUUCUGCAACAAUAUUUUCUCAUAUUCGAUAGUGAAAAUCGUCAACCAUUGUUAGAUGCGUAUGACGAACACGCGUGCUUUAGCAUGACUAUAUCUUACUCUCAAAACGCAAACAAAUUGAAUGGAUACUACUCGGAAAACAGAAAUUUGUACAGAAUAAACGAAUCGAACAAGAGGCAAAAGUUACUAAAACAGGGACGAUUGCCUGUAGUUUCGUUUAUUUCCGAAAUGCCACGAACUUCUCACUAUCUUAAUACGUUUACAAUGGAUAUCAGCCUAGUAACAGAUGGAAUGAUGUUGAUUACGGUCACGGGAUUGUUCAAAGAACUCGGUAAGAAAGAGCAACCUGUUCGAUUCUUUAAUCGAACGUUUAUAAUAGUACCCGAAGGAGGUGGUUACUGUAUUCGAAACGAGCAACUACAUCUCAAUAAUCCGACGGACUCGCAACUAAAGAAUCUAAACACCCAAUUGGAGACGCAAUUGUUGACGCCGCCAGCGCCCUCGCAAGCACCUUCGACCAGCAACGUCGUAGCAAAGCCAGCGGUACCAGUGCAAUUACCCGAAGAGGUCAAGCAACAAAUGACAUUGACGCUUAGCCAACAGACGAACAUGAAUCUCGAAUGGAGUCUGAAAUGUUUGGAGGAAGUGCAAUGGAAUUAUGACAACGCGCUCUCGGCGUUUCAAGAGUUCUUCAAACUGGGACAAAUACCACCGGAAGCAUUUAACAAAUAAAAGUACAAUGUGCCGAGGAAAGUAAGAUUCAACAAAGUUUCAUUCUUCUUAUCGUUAUUUUUAUUGUUGCAUGUUCUACGAUACACGGUGCUCUUAUAUCACGAUCUGAACGAAGACGUGAAUGAAUUGGAUGUCCGUGAAGGUACGUGACUUUUUUUUUCAUGUGGUAAAAUUAAGUCGAAUCGGUGUUUGGUUACUCGAGGUUUGUCACCAGCAACGCGUGUCUCCAAAAAGCAAAAAGAAGUUUGUUAGUAUAUCAAGUAAGAAAGAAGCGUUUAACGUUUAGUGCACGAAACGAGCUUCCUUUUGCUUUGAUCGAAUGAAAUAAUCGAAUGUUACAACAUCGAUGAGUUUCGAUGCACCAAGUAUGGAGAAUUCUGAUUAGUAACGAGAGCUUGAAAUUGCUAUAUGCCCUUAAUAAAAAUAGUUUGCUCGUGACAAAAACUUUCAUCGCGACUUUGUUGCGCGAAGUGCAAAAGUACAAAUUGCUCUUCGUUCAGAUCAUGAUGUAAACUCAAAUCAGGUUACACGUUAGUGGUAAUUUUUAAAAAAUUGAAGGUUAAGUGCAUUGUUUUCUCAUUUCCUUUUUCGUGUACGCCGAAAAAAUUUGGCUCGUUACAGUGUGUCAUUAUUCGAUACAAUAUCUUUUAAUAUUGGAUAGGUACAAGCGUACCCAUACUUCACAGUCAAACAUGAAAUGAUUACAAUACUUAAGAUACAACUAAUACUUAGUUACUGCCGGUUCAUUUACCCCCCCCCCCCUCACACUCACACACACACACACAUGCAUAGUGAUGUUUAUUAUUUUACCAUGAUUCAAGAGUUUCGAUCAACAAUUAUCAUUGAGUAAUCGUUAGAACGGUAUGAUUGUGUCGCGCAUUUGAUGAACGUAAAUUCCAAUUGUGAUACCUCUAGCAAAAUAAGCAUCAUUAUGUACUCAGUUCAAACUAGUUUACAUUAAAUUUUAUAAGGUUAGAAGGUGAUAAGAAUCAUAUAAUCGUGAGGUCGUAUUUUGCUCGAAUCGUAUUACGCUGGUUGAUCGUAAUUAUUAUAAAUAUAUUGCAUAGGCUGUUGAGUGUUUCAAUGGGUGUGCGAAAUGUUCGUCGUGUUACGAAAUUCCUUUCCAGCCGUAUCGAUUCGGUAUUCAGAUAAUAACGGAAAAAAAUAAAUUGGUUUGUAUAUAGAUUACGAAAAGAAACAAAUCAGCUGGCUUCUAAUAUAUAUACACCCGUUGGAACAUUGCGUUAGCUUUCCACGUUGAGCGAUUAUCGCGAACUGUAUACACGAAUCUACUGCUAUCAUUCGUCAUCGUUAACAUAAUUUUUGUCCAAGUAUGUUACAUCUGCGUAUGUCUAAAAAUCGCGUGUACAGUGUGUGGAUAUAAAUUAUUUAUCGGCGUUCGAGAAUCAUUUAGUAAACGCGUAUUAAACAAAACGAAUACAUUUUUGACCAUGGGUAUACCAGAAGAGAAACAGUUAGCCCUCGAUCACGCAAAGCGGUUCAACGCUUAAAGCGAUCGGUUAGCUUGUCACAGAAGUUCAUUGUGACACGAAGAGCAACGAACAACGGAAACGGCUGAGCAGUCCUGAUGAAUUAAAUCCAGGACUCUCGCCAACAACAAGAGAAACAAUAAUAAAGAAAUAAAAACAGAUGUGCGCUGGAGACAAACUACGCAAGUUUGUGAUCUCUCUCUCUCUCUCUUUCUCUCUCUCUUUCUUUCCCGUCGUAGCUGGUCGCAACGCUGACCAGUAUGCUACGACGAAUACGAUACAUCUAACUCUACCCCAGACGUCGAUACGAAGAACGAAACCCAACGAUUAGCAUCGCACAAAAUGAAAUUUGACGCUCGAGCUAUGCGCAUCAGUUACACUCCGAGUCCAUGGGCUGAUUCGUCGCGAUGCUUGUGUCAGUUGUACAGAAGCAACAAACGCGACGUCAGACGUGUGUCUCCCAGCAAAGACACGUAAUUACAACGAACGUGACUGAUCUAAAAUAUGUGGAAAAACGGGACUGUAGAAAAUGGAAGAAAGUCCUCGACGAUUACGACGCAAUUUAUUCGAUAAUUGUUCGCUAUUAUAUGCACGAUAGGCAUUUCGAUCGGAUGAAAACGAGAAUGAGAUUGAGAUAUCGAAAUCGAGAGAAUAGUUUAUGCUCACACUCUGUACAGAUUAUAUAGAAUUCCGACGACAAAGGUAUUUCUUGUCGGUACCGUCGACUUUUUGUAGGAAACGCUCGUCGCGUUGUAUUUCCAGCAUAUCAUCGAAUUAUUAUUUUUUUUUUUUUUUUCGUCAAGUUACCGUGUAAACGAUAUCGAUCGAUGGAAAACAAUUUUUUACUAUAUAUAUUCCGCGUAAAUAGCGUACUGUACUGUACUGUAAAACGGCCAAUCGUGAAUGUUUCGUAUAUUUUAGUUUUUUGUUGCGAGAAAAAAAAAAUGUGAAUGUUUUCCAUUAUUUCGUCGGUUCGAACGUUCGAGUAUAAUAGAUAUAUGUAAAUGCACAGACGACACAUGAUUAACGAGAAUAAAUAUUUGUAUACGUAAGUUUGAGUUUUUCGUAGGGAUCAUCGAGUGAAAUGUAAAUAAAAAAUAGAACUUUAUUAAAUA